GUCCCCAUGCAGGAGACUGGAACUAGUUUGUAGAGGUGUAGCCUGCUGGAUUAGUUAGUUUUUUGGACAAUAUCUGUGAAAGUGUGAGCAUCUUGUGCUUUUAUCCUGUUCCCCAGCAGCCUCUCUGGUCCGUACGUCUGUCCCGGACGAGGGGGCGGUGUGGUGGCGUCACGUCAUAUCAGCCGCCGUGCUCUGAUUGGCUGCCGACUCUCACCCGACACAGCUGUGAUUGUUUUCUGCAGAGGAAGCUCUUGUCCCUGGUAUGAGCCCUAUGCAGUGGAAUUGAGCAGCACUGUGUUUUUCUCUGUGUGUGGGGCUGCUGCUGAUGAUGUGAACAAAAACGUGAUUUCAACAGUUGUUGUUGUUGUUGUUGUAACGACCUGGAGUGGAGGUUUCUCUUUGGACCAGACCCUGAAAACGUCCUGAAAUCAAGGCUAAAAGUGCCAAAUGCCCAGACUAGAGGACCACUGCUGGAGCUGCUCCUGUGCAUCAAGAAUUGAAACUAAGCACUCGUCUGGAGCUAACUGGUUAGCAUACAAAGCUGAAGAAAUGAUGUCCAUCAUCACCUCGGUGCUCCGCAAUGCCUACGGCUCUCUGCACGACGUCCGGGCGGCCAACCUGAUCCGCCGGGGUCUCGUCCUCUUCACCGUCGGAGCGUUCCUCGCCCUGGUGCUCAACCUGCUGCAGAUACAAAGACAUGUCACCCUGUUUCCCGAGGAGGUGAUGGCAACUUUGUUUUCGUCUGCCUGGUGGAUCCCUCCUUGCUGCGGCACAGGGGCCGCUGUUGUCGGCCUGCUGUAUCCCUGCCUCGACAGCCAUUUGGGAGAGCCGCACAAGUUCAAGAGGGAGUGGGCCAGCGUCAUGAGGUGCAUCGCCGUGUUCGUUGGCAUCAACCAUGCCAGUGUUAAACUAGACUUUGCCAACAACGUGCAGCUCUCCCUUACGCUGGCAGCCCUGUCCUUGGGUCUGUGGUGGACAUUUGACAGAUCUAGGAGUGGCUUUGGUUUGGGCAUCACCACUGCCGUCCUAGCGACUGUGUUCACGCAGCUGCUGGUCUACAACGGCGUCUACCAGUAUACGUCUCCAGACUUCUUGUACGUACGCUCCUGGCUCCCAUGCAUAUUCUUCUCAGGCGGUGUUACCGUGGGAAACAUUGGACGCCAACUUGCCAUGGGUGGUAUCGAGAAACCCCACAUGGACUGAACGGUGGAAACACAGAAAAGCAGGCGAAGGACAGCCAAUGCAAAGAUGGACAAGUUAUAUGAAAAACGAGAAGAAUAACAGGAGAAAAAGACUCAUUGUUUUGACUUCAUCCUUUGGUCUUAUAACAAAGUGCGGGUCAGAAAAGCCCCUCAUCUAACGUGCCACGUCCUCUGUACCUCCUUGUGGCCAAACAGCCUCUCCCUCCCACCUCUGUUCUACUCAAUUAGAAUUAAGGCUUCCUUCACACCAGACAGGAGGACAGUGUUUGCCUUUUUUUGUUCGUUUUUUGAAGUGAACGGUUGACUGGUUUAAUUUUUACGCUGGAAGUGCGUGUUUUUCUGCAGUUUAUGGAGUGGAAGCGUGCGCGUGUGCUUUAGUGUGGAUGCAUUCUGGUCUUAGCAGAGAAGACUGCUUUGUUUUUAGCCUAAAUAUACAAUGAUCAUAAAAGGGAAAUGUUGUAUGAAUGAGCAAAAAAGGAAAUGUCUUCACUCAAUGCAAAGAAAUGCAUUCAGUGGCCUCAGUUGCGUGAAUGGGGCCCAGGGGGGGGAUGUAUGUUCCCACUCAAACCAAAUUAAGUAUUUAUUUUGUACGUUUUUUUUUGAAUGACCCCAAACCAAAUGUACUGUAGGGUUGAUAAUGAAUGUUGCUUCCCAUGUUGAAAGGAAACGUUGGAAAGUUCCUUUCUGGCUCAGAGUUAGAUGAGAGGAUUAAUGCCGCUCUUAUCUGUACGGUAUGUAGCUAAAGCCAGCAGCAGGGAGAAUUGUAUUGGUACAUAUUUACCAUAGAGAUGUUUUCCGCUAACACGUUUUAGACAAACAGAAAAGAGUAUUGUUAAGUAGGGAGAAGAAAGCAUUAGUCUGGAUUGAAAAACAAAGUCAUGUGCAUUUAGUUUUU
Molecule: messenger RNA, 2097 nt
Organism: Etheostoma cragini (Arkansas darter)
Lineage: Eukaryota; Metazoa; Chordata; Actinopteri; Perciformes; Percidae
Gene: insig1
Product: insulin induced gene 1
Exons: 7
Coding region: 448-1203 (251 amino acids)
Biological process (GO): cellular response to insulin stimulus; SREBP signaling pathway; SREBP-SCAP complex retention in endoplasmic reticulum
Cellular component (GO): endoplasmic reticulum; SREBP-SCAP-Insig complex
Source: RefSeq, a predicted model, not a curated record